AUAAGCUCGGAGUUUAGUGACAAUAUUUCAGUUACAACUUCAACAUGAAGCAGUUUGCAUUGUUCAGCAUUUUCCUCUUGAUUCUGGUGGUGGGAUUGGCCCAGAUGCCCCAGCAGGUUGCUGCCCAGGGCCAGAAUGGACAACCACAUGGCCAGCCGCCGAAGUCGCCAAAUGGCAAUGGAAAUGGCAACCAGCAGAGUGGACAAGGUCAAAGCGGGCAAAGCAACAACUAGGAUUUCAGGGGGUCACAUCUCCUGAUUUUCCUACUUUUCCAGUUUUAUUAAAUAAACACUUUUCACAGCAAAA
Drosophila kikkawai is the source of this 306-nucleotide messenger RNA. RefSeq lists its product as uncharacterized. NCBI's taxonomy places the organism in Eukaryota, Metazoa, Arthropoda, Insecta, Diptera, Drosophilidae. The record is from RefSeq and is a predicted model, not a curated record.